Prosopis cineraria is the source of this 1760-nucleotide messenger RNA. RefSeq lists its product as uncharacterized. Lineage: Eukaryota; Viridiplantae; Streptophyta; Magnoliopsida; Fabales; Fabaceae. The record is from RefSeq and is a predicted model, not a curated record. The transcript is spliced from 2 exons. The coding region runs from base 659 to 1216 and encodes 185 amino acids.
AUUAAAUUAUGUGAUUAAUUUAAGGUUGUUGGUCUUUGCCCAACCCAGUAUACUAUUUGAUUUGUUCUUAUCCAAGAUGAAAAGAAUCCGCUAAAACAAAUAUUUUUUAUUUUAAAUGUUCGUCUUUCAUAGCUUCGUGCAAAUCGUUUGUGAUGAAAGUUAUGGAUCUUACCAACCACUGGGUACGAAAUUGAGGUUAUAAUAUUAUUAAUCAUCAACUCUGAAAAGUACUAAACUAGAUUGAUGAAGUCAAAUACCUUGCUGAAUAUAAUAAAAGCUUCCUAAUAAAUAGAGUAUUCAACAAGAAGCCAGCUUUGUGACUAGGGGGGAGUGAAGCUCAAAUCUGCAGGAAACAGGGUCUGCUCAACUCUUGUACUCUCUUUCAAGGAAAGAAAAGUUAACAUGAUAUAGGAGGGGUAGCAUCCAUAGAAUGAUCCAAGAAAUUUAGAUUUACUUUAGUGUGUGGUAAGAAACAAUCAUUCACUUCUGUUAUAUUUCCUUCCACCCAAGCUUCCACAAUGUCUAUUACUUGGUAAGAAAUCAAAAAAAACCUUCUUCAAUCACCUUGUGACACUCAUGCAUGAUGCAGAGAGGCAGAAAUUUCAUAUAAUAUCCCCCUAGUUUUCUGAACAUCCUUGUGGCCAAAAGUUGACACACAAUGGAGAGCCAGGUUCGUCAUGGAUUUGUUGCUGAGUAUUUAUAUUCCUUGCAAAAAUGUGAAGAAAUGUUAGUCUUGUGGGAUAAGGAAAUGGCAGAACUUGAGUGCCAUUUCAACUUAAGGGAGAAGCAUUCAAAGUCUAAGAAGCUUAAGGUUGCAAGUAGCAGCAGCAAGACCAGAAUGGUGAUUGGAACUUCAGAGGCUUUUAUGAAUGCUUCUGAGUGUGUCCCUUGUAUUGCUGAUACUAAAAGCAGGCCAAGAGAAAUGUACAGAAUUAAGGAUUGCAGAAGCAAAAAUAUGCUAAAAAGGGUUUUCCCAGUUGGUGAAUUAGAACAACUUAAUCAACGUCUGAAGAUGCUUGAAGAAGAUAUGGAGAAUAUGAAGCAAGCUAUACUUAGGCAAGUGAAGGAGAAGAGAAGGUUGGUGAACAGAAUUUACCAUUACUUUCAGUGUAUGCAAUAUAUGCUUUGGCAUAGAAGUGAAGUAAAAGGAGAACAACUUUACCAAAAGAGAUCGAUUAUCAAGACUCCAAAGUUUAUUACACAGGGAGAGAUGUAGAUUGCUUGCUUGGUCUUCUAGGAGAUAGCAAGUGGUUGAAUUAAGGGGAAAUAAACUUCUAAAGGCGUUCAUGUAGGUGCUCAUUUGAGAAACUUCUUGCUUUUGGCACUAGCUUUAAUCAUGAAACAGAUAAGCGGCAGCUGAAUGUAUGCAUUCACAUUUUCUAUGGUUUAACCAUAGCAUUUGACAAUCUUGCAGAUAUAAACACGUGUGUGUGUGUGUGUGUUUCCCUUUUGGCAUGGAAUUCUCCCCUUAAAAAGAAAAUUUUCAUGGUUUAGAGUAGUUUUCUUUUUCCCUUAUAAAUUUGGUAACAUAACGUCCAAGGUCGAACUCUUAACUUUUCUGUGAUCACCAUGUUUCAGCAGGAUUGUCAGGAAAUUGAAACUUGUUCAAGAAUCUAAUGAAACAUUGAUAGAUAUUCACUUUCUCUUAAAUUUGAGCAUAAAGUUAAAUGAGAUGUACCUGUUGGAUUAACACCAUGGAAACUGAAGUGCAUACUGAUUUAGAUCUUCAUCAUUUCCAUUCAUGGUUCUCUUAUUGAUUG